Molecule: messenger RNA, 561 nt
Organism: Lathyrus oleraceus (garden pea)
Lineage: Eukaryota; Viridiplantae; Streptophyta; Magnoliopsida; Fabales; Fabaceae
Exons: 3
Coding region: 1-561 (186 amino acids)
Source: RefSeq, a predicted model, not a curated record
AUGGAGUAUGGUGUUUAUGUUCAACAUACAUCUGAUAUCAAUAUGAUUCUGAUGUGUAUCUAUGUUGAUGACAUAUUACUAACAGGGAGUUGUUCAGAUGAGAUAGUCAAGUUCAAAAAGGUGUUGAUGAAUGCGUUUGGGAUGAGUGAUCUAGGAAAUAUGGUAUAUUUUCUAAGGAUGGAAGUUCUAUACUCUGAUAAGGGUAUAAUUUUUCAUCAACUGAAGUAUGAACUUGACCUUCUGAACAUAUUGGAGCUAAUAAAUUGCAAGUCUGCAAUCACACCUACUGAAACAAUUCACAAGCUAGAUUAUGAUGAUGAAGUUAAAAUUGUGAGUAGGUUUAUGAACAAACCAAAGUGGUCACAUUACCAAGUUGUUAUUAGGAUACUGAGGUAUAUUAAAGGGAGUCAGAGAGUUGACAGAAGAAGUGCUUCUAGAUAUUUCUUCAAGUAUUUGGGAGGUCCCAUUUCUUGGUGCUCUAAGAAGCAACUAGUGGUUGCAUUGUCAACCUGUGAAGCUGAGUACAUUGCAGGUGCUUUGUCUGCUUGUCAAGCUGUUUAG